Vigna unguiculata (cowpea) is the source of this 2456-nucleotide messenger RNA. RefSeq names its product high mobility group (gene HMG). The record is from RefSeq and is a predicted model, not a curated record. Lineage: Eukaryota; Viridiplantae; Streptophyta; Magnoliopsida; Fabales; Fabaceae. Gene Ontology annotation, molecular function: histone binding; DNA binding; nucleosome binding. Gene Ontology annotation, cellular component: FACT complex; nucleus.
UUUAUAACAGCGUUUGGUUCCGGACAUAUUUGAAUACCGAAAACCGCGUUUUGUGUAUGCAACAUCAAACACACCCUUGUUCGUUCUGUUCUGCACUGUCGCUCUUCGCCGUUCGCGUCAGCCAUGUCCGACGGCCAUCUCUUCAACAACAUCACCCUCGGAGGCCGCGGAGGCACCAAUCCAGGGCAGAUAAGGAUAUAUGCUGGAGGAAUUAUAUGGAAGAGACAGGGUGGUGGUAAAUUAAUUGAAGUUGAUAAAUCUGACAUAAUGGGGGUGACAUGGAUGAAGGUUCCAAGGACUAACCAACUUGGGGUUCAAAUCAAAGAUGGGUUGUACUACAAGUUCACAGGAUUUCGUGACCAGGAUGUUGUAAGUUUGACCAAUUUUUUUCAAAACACCUGUGGAAUAUCAGUAGAGGAGAAACAGCUUUCUGUUAGCGGACGUAAUUGGGGAGAAGUUGAUCUAAAUGGAAAUAUGCUGGCUUUUAUGGUUGGUUCAAAGCAAGCUUUUGAAGUGUCUUUAGCAGACGUCUCUCAAACACAGCUUCAAGGGAAGAAUGAUGUGAUCUUGGAGUUUCACGUGGAUGACACAACUGGAGCUAACGAGAAAGAUUCAUUGAUGGAGAUAAGUUUCCAUAUACCAAAUUCGAACACCCAGUUUGUUGGUGACGAAAAUCGUCCUCCUGCUCAGGUUUUCCGUGACAAAAUAAUGUCUAUGGCUGAUGUUGGUGCUGGAGGUGAAGAUGCUGUUGUUACAUUUGAGGGUAUUGCAAUCCUUACACCAAGGGGACGAUACAGUGUUGAGUUACACAUGUCAUUCUUGCGGCUUCAAGGACAAGCUAAUGAUUUCAAAAUUCAGUAUAGCAGUGUGGUUCGCCUAUUUUUGCUUCCUAAGUCUAAUCAACCACAUACCUUCGUCAUCAUUAGCCUUGACCCCCCUAUACGGAAGGGACAAACUUUGUACCCUCAUAUUGUGAUGCAGUUUGAAACUGACUAUGUUGUUCAAAGUGAAUUGGCAAUAACUGAAGAUCUUUAUAACUCAAAGUAUAAGGAUAAAUUGGAGCUGUCUUACAAGGGACUUAUUCAUGAAGUGUUCACCACAAUAUUACGUGGUUUGUCAGGUGCUAAAGUGACUAAGCCUGGAAAAUUUAGGAGUUGUCAAGAUGGUUAUGCAGUGAAAUCAUCUUUGAAAGCGGAAGAUGGAAUUCUCUAUCCCCUUGAGAAGAGCUUCUUCUUUCUACCUAAACCUCCCACUCUUAUUCUUCAUGAAGAGAUUGACUAUGUGGAGUUUGAAAGGCAUGCUGCUGGUGGCUCCAAUAUGCAUUAUUUUGACCUUCUUAUUAGACUGAAAUCUGAACAAGAGCAUCUAUUCCGUAAUAUUCAGAGAAAUGAGUACCACAAUCUGUACGAAUUUAUCAGUUCAAAGGGCUUGAAAAUUAUGAAUUUGGGAGAUGCCCAACCCACUGUUGGUAUUAAGAAGGUUCUUGAGAAUGACGAUGAUGAUGCUGUUGAUCCACAUCUUGAGCGUAUUAAAAAUGAAGCUGGUGGAGAUGAAAGUGACGAGGAGGAUUCCGAUUUUGUUGCUGACAAGGAUGAUGAAGGUUCUCCUACUGAUGAUUCUGGGGCAGAUGAUUCUGAUGGUAGUGAUAGUGGUGAUGAGAAAGAGAAGCCUGUGAAAAAGGAAUCAAAGAAGGACCUGCCUUCUAAGGCGACUACUUCAAAAAAGAAAUCUAAAGAUGAUGAGGAUGGAAAGAAGAAAAAACAAAAGAAGAAAAAGGACCCGAAUGCACCCAAGAGGGCAAUGUCCGGUUUCAUGUUCUUUUCUAAAUUGGAAAGAGAGAAUCUAAAGAAAACUAAUCCUGGAAUUUCAUUUACGGAUGUGGGAAGAGUACUUGGAGAGAAAUGGAAAAAGAUGUCAGCGGACGAGAAGGAACCAUACGAGGCAAAAGCACGCGAAGAUAAAAAACGUUACAAGGAUGAGAUCAGUGGUUACAAGAAUCCCCAACCCAUGAAUAUUGAUUCUGGAAAUGACUCUGACAGUUCCUAAGGCUGUUUCUCAACACUGAAAAAUCCUGUCAGUUAAUGCACUUCCAUAGUUACGUGUAUUCAUGGCAUGCAAGCUAAUGUAAGUCCUCAUAUUUCUUACCGGUGAUGCCAUCUACGCACAUGCUCCGUAAAUUGACAAGUUUUUCCUCUUUGAAAUGGCUUGAUAACUUGUGUAUGAGACAGAGGAAGGACGAGCUUUGUGCGUUGAUCAGUUAAAUCAGUGGUCUGUGUUUGAGACCCAAUUUCCUAAUAUAUUGCCUAUAAAAUGACAGUCCCUUGGGUUUUUGACCCACCGAUGUAGGACUUGUAACAUAUUUAUACCUUCGACUUUUGCAUGAAUAGGAUUUAAAAUGUCAUAUUUAGCUUACUUUAUUCAUUGCAUAUUGGUACUCUGAAAGUCGUUUUCUCUUC